UGACGCCUACAGCUGAGCUUCUCGUAUUCUAAUCUAUAGUAUUUGAUAUAAUCAAUUAUAAUCAAUUGUGCUAUGAUAGAAAUUAGAAGGCAUUUAUUUUGUUUUGUGGAAAAUAGAAAUGUGGAGUAACUAAACGUCUGAACUUUGGUUUUACCACAAUAAUUACUUUACACUGUACAGUCGUGCAUUAUAAUUUAUUGUAAACUUAAGACUGGAUUUAAAUCAUUUUAAAUUUACGGUACUAGGAUUUUUCUAUAGUCCUAAUCAGCAGACAUUUUCAUAAAUAUGGCUGUUAGCCAUUUUGAUGAAAAAAGUGGUAUUAUACCAUGUAAUACAGAAUGGGGUAGAUGGUGGCAAACUGUAGAUGAAUUACAUAUUGAAAUAACCCUGCCAGUUAAUACGAAAUCCAAAGAUGUCAAAGUCAAUAUCACUAACUCAAGUAUUACUUGUCAAAUUUUAGGAAAAACUUUAUUUUCUGGAAAUUUAUUUAGAAAAGUACGCGCUGACGACACUUUAUGGACAUUAGAGGAUAAUGGUACUUUGUUAAACAUUGUAUUAACAAAAGCAGAUUAUUCAAAUAAAGAAAAUGUUUGGGAAGCUAUAAUGGAGGAUGGAUCAUUUAAAGCAGAUCCAAUAACAUAUAUUGAAAUGAUGAAAAAAAUGGAUUUAGAAAAGCUUCAAAUGAAGAUUCUAUAACCCUUAAAAUGUUCUUUAUUAUUAUUGAAAAUCGUACCCGGGAAUGGACUUCAGUAGAUCAGAGCUUCAGAAAGAUUACGACUCUAUACCAGGAUUCAAUUAACUAUAGAUUUGUGUAUCUAAAUUAUAGACUAUAUUUAUAUGAUUCAAUUGUUAUUUUUUAACUACAAGAAUCUAAAUAAUGAAAAUGGCUGGAUUGUGUAGAACUGAAAUUUAUGAUGUAAUUAUUUAUGUUUAUUUAUUUUAAUGUAGAUCACUUCUAUUGUACCUAUUAUUUAAAAACUUUCAUUGUUAGUUUCUAUUUAUGUCAAUCACUAAAAUUGAUAAUAUUAAGUUAUAAAAUUCCUAAUUUAUAGUAUUAAAAUCAUUUUAACUAAG
Metopolophium dirhodum (rose-grain aphid) is the source of this 1074-nucleotide messenger RNA. RefSeq names its product nudC domain-containing protein 2-like. Gene Ontology annotation, biological process: protein folding. The record is from RefSeq and is a predicted model, not a curated record. The transcript has 5 exons. Gene Ontology annotation, cellular component: cytoplasm. The coding region runs from base 286 to 696 and encodes 136 amino acids. Lineage: Eukaryota; Metazoa; Arthropoda; Insecta; Hemiptera; Aphididae.